CUUCAUUUUAUUAAAUAAAUUAUUAAAUAUAUAUUUAAUGAUGGAGGAAAUAUUAAAUCUACAAAAUAAAUAUGCAAGUGUCAAUGUAAUGCAACUCGAAGAAUUUGUUAUUAAACGUCAAGAACAAAUAAAUCAAAUUAUAUAUGAAAGAGAUCAACAUUUAAAAGAAAAUGAAGACAAGGUUAAAGAAUUAGAAUCAGAAUUUAUACUUUUGAAAGAAUCUAUUCAUAAUGAGCAACAAAUUUUAGAACAAAAAAAUAAAGAAUUAUCAAAACAUCAUUUUCGUUUGGCUGAAUUAAAAUCAGAAUACGAUAAACUUGCAGAAGAAAGGCAGAAUUUAGAGGUUAAGAAAAAUCGUAUAAAAAAUACUAAACCAAAUCAGGAAGAUCAAAAGUUAUUAGAAACAGGAAGGAAAAAGUUUCAUUUGUACAAAAAUCUCACUGGAAUACAUUGGGAUUACAGUAUUAUCAAUGACAGCAUAGAAGGAUAUGUUUCUAACAAGAUGAAUUAUAUCCAUCAUUUUAAAUUUUCUAAAGAUGAAAAAGAUCCUGAAGAAUUAUCCAAUCUUUUAUGGCAUGAAAUUUACCUGUCUGUUGAAAAUAUAUUGAAUGGAAAUCAAAAGAAUUCUUCUAAGUGAUUUCGUGGUUAUAAAAUUGUUUCAUAUUAAUAAUAUGAAGUAUAGAAAAUAUAUGUAUAAUAAAAAGAU
This is a messenger RNA of Polistes dominula (European paper wasp), 706 nucleotides long. RefSeq lists its product as uncharacterized. The record is from RefSeq and is a predicted model, not a curated record. Lineage: Eukaryota; Metazoa; Arthropoda; Insecta; Hymenoptera; Vespidae.